Messenger RNA from Momordica charantia (bitter melon), 1758 nucleotides. Its product is annotated as 1-aminocyclopropane-1-carboxylate oxidase homolog 1. The record is from RefSeq and is a predicted model, not a curated record. Lineage: Eukaryota; Viridiplantae; Streptophyta; Magnoliopsida; Cucurbitales; Cucurbitaceae.
UAUCUAUAAAUGAGAAAGUUAUCUUAAUCCAUCCAGUUAAACAUUUUAAUAAAUGGGUAGUUUUUUCAUAUUUACGAUGAUAUGAUAAUAGAAAAUCCUAUAUUUCAACCCAUUUACAGCUCCCUAGACGUGAGAGGUUGGAUCAUUCCCGUUGAACCAAAAAGAAACCAAAUUGGAAAUCCCAAACUCAAAAGAUUCAUCCAUCUAUUAUCUACUUGUCCAGAUUCCAGUCUAAUUUUGAAAAUUCAUGAGCAGGACGAUGAACAGUCAACCUGCCCUAUCAUUCAGUAUCAUCGUUUCAUUUCUGUAUUUAUACCGUUACAGUUGCAACCACUGCCCACAGCACUUCACACUUUUAAAAGAAAACACUUGUUUUGAUUUGGUAGACACAGGAAGUGAAGCAGAUCGAUAAUGGCGGUCGCAGCCUCUGGAAUCAAUGGACUCAUCCUCACUCCCCUAUCCAAAGCCGACGAAAACUACCAUCGACCCACCGAGCUCAAAGCUUUCGACGACACUAAAGCCGGCGUUAAGGGCCUAAUCGACGCCGGAAUUUCCGAGAUUCCUCGAAUCUUCUACCGCCCACCGGAACACGAUCAUGACUCCGACAACGUUUCCGGCGAAUCCCAAAUCCGCAUUCCAGUGAUAGACUUAGAAGGCGGCGAACGGAAAGACAUCGUGGACCGAAUCCGAGAAGCAUCGGAGGAAUUCGGGUUUUUCCAAGUAAUUAACCACGGGAUUCCGGCGAGCGUCCUUGAAGAGAUGAGAGACGGCGUUCGCAGGUUUCACGAACAGGACACGGAAGUGAAGAAACAGUACUAUACUCGCGACAUCACCAAGCCUUUUGUUUACAACAGUAAUUUCGAUCUCUACACCACUGCCACGGCCAAUUGGAGGGAUACUUUUAGCUCCGUUUUUGCUCCCAAUCCUCCCAAUCCACAGCAAUUGCCCCAAAUUUGCAGAGAUAUAAUGGUGGAUUAUUCGAAACGAGUGAUGGAAAUUGGGAAAUUAGUGCUGGAAUUGCUGUCGGAGGGUCUGGGCCUGAGCCCAAAUUACUUGAACAAUAUCGGGUGCAGUGAGGGGCUUGCAUUUGUAUACCAUUACUACCCAUCAUGCCCACAGCCGGAAUUUGCCAUCGGCAUACCGGAGCACAGCGACACCGAUUUCAUCACCGUACUGUUGCAAGACCAAAUCGGUGGCCUGCAGAUUCGUUACAGGAAUGAGUGGGUGGGCGUGGCUCCGGUCGACGGCGCGUUAGUGGUCAACAUCGGAGAUCUUAUGCAGCUAAUUACAAAUGACAGGUUCAAAAGCGUCAAGCAUAGGGUUGUGGCAAACGAGGAUGGUCCGAGAAUAUCGGUGGCGGGCAUCUUCUCGAACGUGGCUUCGCCGAGCUCCAAAGUGUAUGGGCCCAUAAAGGAGUUGCUUUCAGAACAAAAUCCUGCAAUGUACACACAAACCACAAUCAGAGACUUCAAUAUUCAGUUCCGUUCAGACGGCCUUGGAACUUCUACUUUGGAGCAUUUCAAGCUGACUCGAGCAGAAGCAGAUCUUUAAAUUGCAAGGAACAGAACACUCCAGCAGGACUUUCGGGUCAUUAAAUAAUGUUAUAAUAUGUUUGUAUCAAAGUAUCAUUUGUGUGUUAAUAACAACCUUGGAAAAUGGAAGCUGUAUCAAUUUCAUAGCUUAAUUUACAUUUGUUUUGCUUAAGAUUUAAAAAAAAAAAAGUGUAAGAGUGAUGAGAAUGAGUUAAUUAAAAAAAAA